UGGUCCGAUCACGAUCAUAUGACUGUUCCUGAAGCGGUGUUUGCAACAUCGGAAUUGUCUUAUAGCUGAAGAAAAAUGGUAAAACCAAACACUAGUGUCCAAGAUCCUGUUCCUGUAGGACAACCUGAUAUUCCCACACUGGACUGUCUUAAAAGACUGUUAGAACAGCCUACUGAUGACAAGCCAAGUCCCUGCCAGUUAGAUGAUGACAAUAUCUGUGACUACAUUCUGGACUUGGAGAACAUGUCUUGGCCACAGAAAACUAGAGAGAUAGUCAAUGAAGAUAAUGUUGAAGAAACGAGGCAGGCUAUGCUGCAGGAGCCAUUUCACAACAUUCAGGGAAAUAUCAGAAGUGGAAGGGAUCAAGUCGGUUUACAUGUCCCCCCACAAGACUUCCAGGAAUUGGGGGACUGCAAUAUCGUUGUCAGAGACAACAUUUUCAAAAGCAAACUGGAAACUUUGAAACAAAACCAUCAAUCAACUUAUGACAGCACGAAGUUGAAUGAAGGGAAUGAAAUAUUUGUGAGUUUUCUGGGAAAGGGAGCGGAUGCCACAUGUGAUGUGUACAAACAUGUAAACACCAACAAGCUUGUAGUCCACAAAAAGUACUAUGGAAAGCCAAGGGAAAGAGAAAAGGACAUUCUAAAAUCGUUGGCUCAUAGAAACUUACCAGCAGUUUAUGGAAGCAGGUUGGAUGAUGGUCACCAUGUGUUGUGUAUGGAGUUUUGUGGUGAUUCUCUUCAUCAAUGGAAGAAAAACCGACCAAUGAAGGAAGCUGAGAUAUGGUUAAUUUUUGAACAACUGACCGAUGUUUUGAAUCACCUUGAAAACCAUGGUGUGAUCCACCAAGAUAUCAAACCGGGAAAUGUUUGCAUAAAUCAGGACCUGGUCAUCAAGUUGAUAGACUUUGGAUCAGUGCAGCUUGCUCAGGAUGUUGUCUGCAGUGAAGGAGUGAGGAUGACGGCAGCAUAUAUUGCUCCUGAAAUGUGGCAAUGGCUUCGCAAUAGCGAUAAACCUGUGUCUUGUAAAGCUGACGUAUAUGCAUGUGGCCUCACUAUCUGCUUUCUGGUGUAUGAUGAUGACGUGGUCCCACAAGCACUGGAAACCAGAGAUGAGAAGGUUAUAUCUGAUAAGAUGAUCCUUAACCCUUCCGCAGUGGCUAAAUAUGUGACGAGAACUUUUCCUCUUGACAAUUAUAGCCAGAAGUUGAAAAACUUACUGCUUGCAAUGUUGAAUGGCAACCCAGAUAUAAGAAUUUCAGCAUCAGAGGCUCAUGAACAGAUUGUUACCAACUCAGCAUCAGUUGUUCAUGACAAUGGAGAUAUCAAUUGUAUGCUAGGAAUAGAUAUGCUGGACCAUUCUGCUUCAGUGAGCAAGCUUACUCCAUCAGCAACAACUUCCUACCACUCGCCCAAUGGUGUGUCAUCACAAGAAAAUAUUACUUUGUUGUCACAUUGUGUGGAAGUGGACAGCGAUUGCCAGAACGGAACUGUUUUGACGGCACCUGACACCCCAGAUAUUAUUACUGUGGUACAUCCCGAGGCUGGCGAUAUAUCGCAAUGCCAUCAGGCUGUAAUGGGACAGUUGAUAUUACCAGUUGACAGUUGCCCAAAAAUAGCUCUUGUAACACCGCAAGGACUCGUAGCAGCUACAAAAAUGAUGCCUGACAGAACUAACAAGAAAAUCAGCACGAACAGAAGGGUCUCUAAAAAUUCAAAUCUGCACAUUCAACUAAUUGACCAAACGACAAGUAAAGAUCUAACUGGUGCCAUUGCUGAUGGUUUCUUGUAUGAUGGGCAAAAUCAAGAUGUCGUUUUGACUGCAAACCAGAAUGCAGGUCUAUCUUUAACAGAAAAACCAACGCCUUAUCCAAAUCUGAUCCAACCACGCUCCAUUGGAGAACAAAGGAUUACAUGUCUUUCCAGAAGAAGAAAUGAAACAGAAAAUCUAGAUGAGGAUAACAAAGAUGAUACAAAACUUCCUAGCCUUGACUUUGAAGAACCAGACCGACAAGCCAAACCAGCGACUUUGAAUAAGCUGUCAGAUUGUCUGAAGAAUGGAUCUCGUAAAAGACCUCUCAAUGAUCUUCCUUCUGAAUAUACAAACGUCCCCAACUUUUACAUGAUUCUGCAGAAGAAGAAGCGAAAAGAGGAAGGAUGACAUGUGAUUUCAAAGUGUGCCACUGUAAAAUCACUCCUUGGGCCAAAGAAAAAAUACACAUAAUUCCACCUCUGUGUGGUUUUAUGGAAAAGACUGUUGUACAUCUGAAAAAUAUUUUUAGUUUAAUGUUCAUUAGUUUUGUUGUUUUCUGUAAGAAUGUGUGGUUACAACUAUAUUGAUCCCUUAUGUAAAUGCUAUUGUCACUGUAUUUAAAAAAAAAAUUGCCUUUGUAUCGUCAAAUCACUGCUUAUACAAAACACAAAAACCAUCAGUGCCUAAAAAUUGAUGUUGUAAAAUCAAAUGUUGUUUGAGAAUUCACCAUAACCUGUACUUUAUUCGUGGGUCUGGGUGUGUUGCAGCUUUUGAAUGUUCUGUAUUGGAAACAUAGUAAUUGUAGGCUGAUAAUCUUUUACUGCUACUAAUUUUUGUGAGUAUUAAGGUAUUAAGACUUGAUGUUGUAUACGAAACAUAAAAUUCCUGAUUCGUAAAACAAUCCUUCAUCUCAUGUUUCUGUGUGCAGUUAAUCUGUACAAAUACAUAUAUACUGUUAUGUCAAGGAUUUUGUAAAUUUUUGAUAGAGAGUAAAGUAGAAUGAUAGAUGCCAAUGAUUCACUGGGAAUUAAGAACGUGCAUAUUGAAGAUUUCUUCCUUGGUUUAUCAGUCUGUGAAAAGCUAGAACCUAUGACAAUUUAAAACUGAAAACUGGACAGCUUUGAUUUUUAGUACCCAAAUACGAAACCGUUUGUUUUGACAAUGGUUUCAUGACAGGAAAUCAUGAUAUUUUACAUGUAAUAUUGUAAGUGAGCAUUCAUGUAUUCAUUGUGUAAGCUAUCAUAUUAAAGUCAAUCAUAUCUGAAUAUUAAAAAAUUAAAAUGCAAUUGUAUUUGUCAUAUAAAACUAUGUUUUUGGAAAAUUAUCUUUUACAUGAUCAUGAUCUUGACUUUUUCAUUCAUUUAAUUGAAACUAAUGAAUGUCAGGCCAAAAAUGUUUUCUCAUAGUAGGAUUUUCACUUUGGCAGUCAUAAAAAAAUAAAUAAAAAGGGAAUGAAGAGUUAUCGUUUUCUAUCAAGCUUGUAAUAAAUGUCAACUUCAGCUACCUUUUUGAAUACAUAUGAUGAAGCUGUAUUUGGUCUUUCCAAUAAAAUUGACAAGCUUUCCUGCCAAAUUGGAAUCCGCUGUUUUGCUAUUCCAUCAGUUGUUGGGCUGUUCCGUCAGUGUGUACAAUGUCCAACGAAUAACCAUUAUUGUGUUUAAAUAACAUAAGAUAAUCUGUCAAAAUGUUUACAAGAUUUUUUGUUGUUUACUGCUGUGUAUACUGACCCUUUUUUUUAACAUAUAUUUCAGAAUGCUUUAUAUAAGGACAACUCUAGCAAAACUUUAUAUUAGUUCAUAUUUCAAUGUUCAACAUGCUCAAAAAAAAAUUUCUAAGUAGUGAAAUUUCUUGUUGUUUUGGCUUACAUUUCACUAUGUUUCUGAGAAGCUGAUUAUUUUUUCUAAAGUUUCUAUCCUAGUAUGCAUGUCACCAAUAGAUUCUUCAAUGUUAUUAAGUUUUUGAAUUACCAUGUCAAGCGCAGACCCCAUUGGAGCUCUUAAUUCUUGUUUGAUGGGUGCAGUGACAAGAAAAAAACUGAUGCUGUGUUAUGAGUUAGUCAGUUGACAACUUCUUGCAAGUAAAUUGUGAACUUGUGGUUCACUUGUUAUGAUAAGAUGUAGAUAAGCUGAAUAGGGUAGCAGUACACAGUUUCUCGGUGUGGCCAUGGGUGAUAUUUUUGUUCAUUAGAUUACCCCAUUAUGAAGGUUUCAAUUAAAAUUUCAAAAAUAAAUCCUUGCUAAAAUUGGUUUUGUCAUGUUGAAGUGGACAAUAUCAGGUUUCAUUUUUUUAUUUGUUCAGUCUGUUCAAAAACCAGCUUUACAGGAAUUGAAAUUUUCAGAGUGUUUACAUGUGGUCAUGUUAUGAAGGAUUUCUGAGUUGUAGUGUUGGAAUUAGAAGUAUUUUCGCAUUUCUAGCAUUUUUUCGGUUGGUAACCAUGGCAAUCACAUGUCAGAAAUCAGAGGAAAUUUUUUAUUUACACAAUUUCUAUAUCUGUACUUUUAAUGUAAUUGUUAUGUAGUUUAUAAAUAUAUAUACAUGUAAGGAUGUAUUUUUCAUAACCAAACUGCUAUACCUGUAUAUCUCAAACAUGAUGUAUAAUUUCAGGAAACAUGGAAAUUAAAUGUAAAAUUUAAUAUUUUUAUUAAAUUUGAGUUUAUGCAAGAAACUGUUCUCCUUCUAUAGUUUCCUGUUUCGAUUGUGAUUUAUUUGUUUAUUUUUUUCUGUUUGUUCAUCUAUGUGUCGUAUCUUUAUGCUAAUUAGUAUGCUAAUGAGUGUUUUUCUUUAUCUUUAACCAAUCAGCAAUUACCCCGUAGAGGGGUAUCAGUAUUGGCAUCCAUUAAGUUUCAGCGUUUGAUGAGUGAGAGGAGCGUUUCAUUUUGUGCCUUACCCACCCGCCAUCCCCUUCAUCACCUUUAGGACAGAUGGUUGUAUGUUUUACUUGUAUAUACCUGUUCAAUUUUUUUUUCUCGCUUUUAUUACAAAUGUAUUUAGUUCUUUCUUCUUUGCAAAUGUUUGUAUUUUGACUGCUAUUUUAGUUGGGCUACUCACUCUUGUUAGGGUUUAUGUUGACUUUUAAUUCUCUUCCCUAUGAGUUUUAAAUUCCCUAUUAAAAUUUUUUUUUUAUGUAUAUAUAUAGCUUGUUUAGUCUUGUCAUUAAUAAAAUUUACUGUUUUGGAUGUGUGUAAAUGGGGGUCAAACUUCUUAACAGGGUCCUUUUAUGAGUCAAGUCACUGCUCUGUAACGGUUCAGAGUCCAGAGUCUUCUCAUUGGUUACCCUGGAGUCA
Molecule: messenger RNA, 5036 nt
Organism: Ylistrum balloti
Lineage: Eukaryota; Metazoa; Mollusca; Bivalvia; Pectinida; Pectinidae
Product: serine/threonine-protein kinase dst1-like
Exons: 9
Coding region: 76-2160 (694 amino acids)
Biological process (GO): protein phosphorylation
Molecular function (GO): protein kinase activity; ATP binding
Source: RefSeq, a predicted model, not a curated record